UGCCUCAUUUCUUCCCCUUGGAUUCCAUCUCGCGAGCUUCGCUGCACGGGCAAUUGUCGCGUGCGAAUCCUGCCACCUGCUAGGUACUAGUGACGGUCUGACCCUGCAAAACCAAGCUGUCGGCAGCCUCGGUCGUCAAUCCACCCCUCGGCAUGGCACACCUCUAUCCCAAGGCUGAUGCCUUAAAGGGCGCCUUUUUCAGCCCAGCAUCUACCCAUCACAACUCACAAACUAUGGCGACUCCUCUUCAGGCUCGCCCUGAACUCUACGGAGCUUAUUCCGUCGUAGACACUGCCAAAGACAAGGCUGUGAAGCUAGGCCAUGAGGCAACUAAGGAAUUCGAGAAAGCUAGCUCCGCAGCUCAAGCCAAGACGGGAAAGAUUGAGCUGUACUCUGGAAAGUAUUAUGCAGCAUGUACAUUUGGAGGAAUGUUGGCUUGUGGUCUCACCCACACUGCCGUCACACCCCUUGAUUUCGUCAAAACUCGCCGUCAAGUCGACUCAUCACUCUACAAGAGCAACUUUGAAGCUUGGGGAAAGAUUUACCGCGCUCAAGGCAUCCGCGGCAUCUUCACCGGCUGGAGCCCAACUCUGUUUGGUUACUCGGCUCAGGGUGCCUUCAAGUAUGGGUGGUAUGAGUACUUCAAGAAAACGUAUUCCGAUCUUGCUGGUCCAGAAGCUGCCCACAAGUACAAGACUGGCUUGUAUCUGGCUGCCUCGGCAUCCGCUGAAUUCUUGGCCGACAUUGCCCUCUGUCCCAUGGAAGCUGUCAAGGUUCGAAUGCAGGGAGGUACCCCCAACCCCUACACUGGAGCCGUUGACGGGUUCAACAAGAUCACUGCAAAGGAAGGUUAUGCUGGUCUCUACAAAGGUCUUUAUCCCCUGUGGGGCCGCCAAAUCCCCUAUACCAUGAUGAAGUUUGCCUCGUUUGAAACCAUUGUUGCCAUGAUCUAUGAACGCCUGCCUGGAGAGAAGGACGACUACAGCAAGGCUGCGCAGACUGGUGUCUCCUUCACUGGUGGCUACCUUGCCGGUAUCCUUUGCGCUAUCGUCUCUCACCCCGCAGAUGUCAUGGUCAGCAAGCUUAACUCGGUACGCGAGCCCGGCGAGGCUUUCGGUGCCGCCAUGGGUCGUAUCUAUAAGGACAUCGGUUUCAAGGGUCUGUGGAACGGUUUGCCUAUGCGAAUUGUCAUGAUUGGCACCCUAACUGGUCUCCAGUGGAUGAUUUACGACUACUUCAAGAUCUUCAUGGGUUUGCCCACCACUGGCGGUGUCGCUCCGCCCCCAGAGAAGAAAGAGGCGAAUUAGAGGGUAUAGAUGGACAAGGUUUGGUAGGUCAAAGGGAGCUUCUUGUGGACAGAUCUGAGUUUUUGCCGUGGAUGAUAUUGCAACGCGGUUGAAGUAUAUUCCAUUAAUUAGUCUCUAAAUGGGAGGGGAACAUCGUCUUGCGAGUUUCCUACUCCAAAGUCAUUACAUACCUAGUUGUAAGAAUAAGUUCAUGUAUUGCAUCUCCGCU
Molecule: messenger RNA, 1515 nt
Organism: Trichoderma virens Gv29-8
Lineage: Eukaryota; Fungi; Ascomycota; Sordariomycetes; Hypocreales; Hypocreaceae
Exons: 4
Coding region: 153-1307 (384 amino acids)
Biological process (GO): mitochondrial phosphate ion transmembrane transport
Cellular component (GO): mitochondrial inner membrane
Molecular function (GO): phosphate transmembrane transporter activity
Source: RefSeq, a predicted model, not a curated record